Messenger RNA from Colletotrichum navitas, 3334 nucleotides. RefSeq names its product allophanate hydrolase subunit 2-domain-containing protein. NCBI's taxonomy places the organism in Eukaryota, Fungi, Ascomycota, Sordariomycetes, Glomerellales, Glomerellaceae. The annotation marks the transcript as partial. The record is from RefSeq and is a predicted model, not a curated record. The transcript has a single exon. Gene Ontology annotation, molecular function: metal ion binding; ATP binding.
UUGCAGAUUUGCCAUGACGAACAAGAUGUCCCAAAGGCCUUCGCCACGGUGGAAAGCCGUGCCGGUGUCCUCUUCAAGGACACCGGAGUCUUCCUGGAGAAGUACUAUCCACGCUCUCGGCACAUUGAGGUGCAAGUAUUCGGAAACGGUGCCCGAGUAGUCGCUUUCGGAGAGAGGGAAUGCUCUCUUCAACGGCGUCAUCAGAAGGUAAUUGAGGAAUGCCCUAGCCCGUUCGUAGAGCGGACCCCUGGUCUGCGCGAGAAGAUGCUGCAAGCCGCAGUCAGUUACGCCUCACAUCUCAAGUACAAAAGCGCAGGCACCGUGGAGUUCCUCGUCGACGACGAGACGGCCGAUUUCUUCUUCCUGGAGAUGAACACGCGGUUGCAGAUUGAGCAUGGCAUCACCGAGAUGUGCUACCGAGUCGACCUCGUACAUCUGAUGCUUUACCAGGCCGACUACGAACGUGGCGGCCAGUUGGGCAUACCUUCAGAUGAACUGCAGGGCUUCCAACAGGCACACCCGCGCGGUUCGGCCAUCGAGGCGAGAAUAUACGCAGAGAUCCCUCUGCUCGACUUUACCCCCAGUCCGGGCCUCCUCCAGAACGUAAGCUGGCCGCAAGGCGACGGCGUCCGUGUCGAUACCUGGGUGAAAAACGACCAGCAUAUCACGCCUUUUUACGACCCAUUGAUUGCCAAGAUCAUGGUACACAGCCCUGAUGGCCGAGCCGACGCACAGAGAAAGAUGAUUGCGGCGCUAGCGAAUACAACCUUGCAAGGUACUCAAACGAAUUUGCAGUAUCUUUUGCAAGUCCUUCAGUCUGACAACUUCUCCAAAGGCAACACCCUUGCCAAUUUCCUAGCCGCCUUCCAGGUCGAGGUAUGCGCUAUGCAAGUCCUCAGCCCCGGUGUCUUAACCACGGUCCAGGACUACCCUGGACGAACGACGGUGGGGCAUGGAGUGCCCCCGAGCGGCCCGAUGGACGAUCUGAGCAGCCGAGUCGCCAACAUCCUCGUUGGCAAUGAUCCAAGCGUCGAGUUCCUCGAGAUCACCAUGACGGGCCCAGAGCUCGAGUUUCAUGAGUCGGCCAUUGUGGCCGUCUGUGGUGCCCAAGUGCCCGUAACCGUCGACGGCGAGGAACGGCCAAUGUGGUCUCGCAUCAUUGUGAAGCAGGGACAGACACUCAAUAUUGGUAGCGUUUUCGGCGACGGACUCAGGGCCUACCUCGCUGUCAAGGGCGGCUUCCCCGAGAUUCCGCUCUUUCUCGAUUCCAAGUCCACGGCACCAGAGCUUGGCCUUGGUGGCCUGCAGGGACGAAAGUUGCAGGCCAACGAUAUCAUCGCUCUCUCCCCGGAGUCGGGUGCCUGGGCAGCCGCGGCUAAGCCCUUCUCGCUACCCCCGGGGGUCGUGCCGGAUUACAACGUCUCCGAAAUAUACUGUCUCAAUGGUCCGUUUGGCUCGCAAGAUAUUCUUACCCCAGAAGGCAUGGAUAUGAUUACUAGUUCCCAAUGGACCGUUAGUCAUAACAGCAGCCGCAUCGGAGUUCGACUGGAGGGCCCCCGACUAAAGUGGGCGCGUACUACCGGUGGAGGAGGCGGGUCCCAUCCAUCAAAUGUCUUUGACUAUGAAUACCCCAACGGCGGCGUCAACUGGACAGGGGAGUACCCCUUCAUCUUCUCGCGCGACCGCCCAGACCUCGGUGGGUUUGCCUGUCCUGUGACCAUCUGCUCGGCCGAAAUGUGGAAGGUCGGCCAGCUGAAAGCGGGUCAUGCUUUUCGUUUUCAACUCGUCACCUUCGAGGACGCUGUAGAAAUAACCCGUAGAAACGAGGGGUAUUUGAAGUCUCUGGCCGCUCUUGUGGACGGUGAAGAAACCGAAGUAACCCCUCCCGGACCGACGACGUCCGGCUCUCAGAAAACCACUUCCAUCCUACAUACGACGCAAUCCCUCGGCGACCAUCCCCGCGUCACUUACCGGCAAGGAGGCGACGCGGCUAUAGUGAUUGAGUAUGGCGAGCAAGUUGCCGAUCUGCGGAAUACUGUCUGCGUCAAGAUUCUCAAGGAGAAAAUCUCGGCCCGGAAGCUUGUCAGCAUACGCUGCGAGCCCAAUAUUUCCACGCUCACUGUGCACUUCGAUCCGCUCCAGAUGCACCAGUCGGAGCUUCUCCAAAAAUUGAUGGAGCUUGAUGAGAGCAUCGAAGAGGUUGUAGGCGUCAAAGUGGCGGUCCGCGAGCUCAGACUCCCGCUGUGCGUAGACCACCCCACAGUCAAAGAAGCCACAGAGCGAUACAUGGAGAGCAUUCGGCCGACGGCCGCCUACCUCCCGGACAACGUCGAGUAUCUGCGGAAGAACAACGCGCUGGAAUCCCGCCGCGACGUUCUCGAUUCACUAGUGAAGACCCCCUGGCUCGCCGUCGGUGUGGGCUUCUUUGUCGGAAGCCCGGUCAUGUUCCCGCUUGACCCCAAGUAUGUCUUUACGGGUCAAAAGUACAACCCCAACCGCACAUACACGCCAAGCGGCUCGGUCGGCUUGGGCGGCUCUCUGUUGGCAAUCUACCCCGUUGCCUCUCCAGGAGGGUACCAGCUGAUGGGCCGCACUUUGGGUACGUGGGACAUGAUGGGCACUCGACCUGGCUUCUCGCCUUCGCGGCCGUGGCUGUUUAAGCACUUUGAUAUCGUGCGAUUCCGCGAGGUUUCGAAGGAGGGGUUUGACCAAGCCGAGCGCGCCUUUGAGGCUGGAAGAUUUGUGUUUGAGAUUUCCGACGGGAUUCUUUCCAUGGACGAGCACAUUGCCAAGUUCGACGCGGCAACCCGGAACCCCGCAUACCAGGAGUGGCGGAAGCGUCAGGCUGCGGCGGCCAAGGAGAUGGGCGAGCUCGACCAGCGUCUCUUUAGCGAAUGGACUAAAGCCAAGGCAGCAGAGGCGUCGAGUCAGAGCGAAGAUGAUGGCGAUGCAGCAUUAGCUGACGCUCUCACGGUCGAGUCGCCCAUGGGUGCCAAUGUUUGGAAGGUGCUGGUCGAGGUUGGGGACGUGCUGGAGAGGAAGCAAACGGUGGCGAUCCUGGAAGCGAUGAAGAUGGAAAUCAAAGUGCUCACUUCUGACGCACAGGCCGGGGCAGUAGUAACCAAGAUUGCACGCACACCCGGCAGCGUUGUUAAUCCGGGAACACCCAUCGUAGUGUGCCAAAAGGUAAUGUAAUGUAGCUGGUGCUCGUCACGGAAUGGGAACGCGUAUCUAGGCAAUUGGAUUGAAUGAGUCUCAUGAAGGACCAACCAAGCAUGCCCUCGAAUUUGGCAAAGGUCGGUGUGUGUGUGUGUGUGUGUGUGUGUGUGUGUGU